This is a messenger RNA of Nelumbo nucifera (sacred lotus), 3049 nucleotides long. RefSeq names its product Transcription elongation factor (TFIIS) family protein. The record is from RefSeq and is a predicted model, not a curated record. Lineage: Eukaryota; Viridiplantae; Streptophyta; Magnoliopsida; Proteales; Nelumbonaceae. Gene Ontology annotation, cellular component: nucleus.
GGAAACAAAAUCGGUUCUUGUUUCUUGUUUCUUGCUUCCUCAGAUCAUCGAAAUCGAAAACCAAAAGCCAAAGAAAGGCUCUCUCAUUCUUUUAUCCUUGUUUUAGCCUUUUCUAUCUGAGUGUGCCUGUGCGUGAACGAAACCCUUGAACUGGGAGGACAAGUCAAACAGACGUGAAGAAGAAAGAAAGAAAGAUCGAGAGAAAAAAAAAAAUUAAUAAUUGGAGAAGAAACCCAUUUCAGUAAUAAAGCGAUUUUGGAAAAAAUCGCUUGACAUCUCCUCACGAGCUCGGUUUUAUUAUCUCUUUGAUUCUGCAGAAAUUCGCGUCGUUUUCAAGUCCCCGGUAUUCCAUUAACUUUUCUUGAAUUAGAGUGGAAUAAAGAGUUUUUCCUCCAUUUUCUCUUCCCCCCUUUUUCCCUCAGAUUACAAUAUUUUCUUCUUCAGAAGAAGCCCAAAUUUCUUAGUGGCUUUUUCCUUUUGGUUUUUCCGAUCGAAAUCUAGUAACCGAAGUUUGGUUCGGGCGGUGUUACCGGUACCCAUUUGGAGUUUGUCUGGAUUGGAGUGCUGAGGAGCUUGAUUGUCCCCGUUCUGGGUCCGAUUACGCGACUUUUUUUUUCACGCUGUAAUCUGAUCCGAGAGACGGUCUGAAAGGUGGUUUCUUGAUUGAGAUUAGGAUUGGCUUGGUUGGAAAGGAGUACCCAUUUGCGUUUUCCGAUUGAUGAAAAUUUGAUUGAAACUGCGAAAGCUUGCGAUUCUUUUUAGUUUAUGCGUCUUUGGUUGAGUAGCUUUUUACGCUGAAAUCCGAUUGGACAGUUGAUUUUUGUUGCGGUUUUCAUUUUUCAGACUGAAACCGCGUUUGAUUACGGCUCACAAACGUAACUCGUAUCUAGUUCUUUUGAUCAAAACAUGCGAAGAUCGACCGCCUGUUUCUGGGUCUUUUCCUGCCGGUCGUAAGAAGACAUUUCUUGCUUCAUCGGCAUCGUUGGAAUCUGACCUCCGGCGCCGAUUUUCGUCAUGGAUGCAAAAUCGGGCAACCUUGAUUACUGGAGGAAGUACUUCCGGAGUGCUAAUUUGGAUAUCUUUGAAGUUAUCGAGCAUGCUAUCAUGGUCGCUUCUUCUGAUUGUCCGGAAGAGUUCAAGAUGAGAAGGGAUCGAAUUGCAGAGAUGCUUUUUUGUUGUCGAAUGACCAGGUGUUUCGGAUGUGAUCGUGUGGAGUUGCAAGUACCGGCGGAGGAGGGUGAUGGAGAUUGCAAGAAUGGUGGUGAUUUUGAGGGUCAUGGUGGUAAAGAGAGUAAGGUCAAUAGCAGUUCCAAUGAUAACAAUGAAAUGAACAUGAUCCGGGUUAGCAAUUACAGCUAUGAUGAAGCGGAGGCACUGACAGAGGAGAUUGAAGAGGAGAGUCAAAUUGUUAAGGAGGUUCUGAGGAUCAAAGAUGUUCUUGCCAAUAGUGAAGAAGAGUCUGAAGGAGUAAUAUUUGAGUCAUUAAGGAGGCUUCAGCUUAUGGCACUGUCCGUGGACACCCUGAAGGCAACGGAGAUUGGAAGGGCUGUAAAUAAUGUCCGGAAGCAUGGAUCAAAGGAGAUCCGUCACCUUGCAAGGACUCUCAUCAGUGGGUGGAAAGUUAUGGUAGAUGAAUGGGUAAGGUCUGCAAAUGCUAUUACAGAAGGUUCACCUGACUCUGUUAACCCUUCUACUCUUGAUGAAGAGGAAGGGCUCCCUUCUCCUCCACUAGAUGAAGGUUUUUUUUUGGCUACUCAGACUACUGGAAUAGAGCUUUCUCAGUUUUUUGAUGGGAUGGAUGAUGAUGGAAACCCUCGGAACAGUGGGGAACUGGACAAUAAUCGUGAGAAUGGAAGGAAAAUGUCACUGGACAACCACAACAUCCCCAGGAGGAAGCAACAACCUCCCCAUGGAGCAAACAUGCUUACCAAGGAGAAUAAAGGCCAACAAGUACAUAAACUGGAACCUGUCAUCAAACAAACAAAGCCCUUCGCCACUGACACAGGGCCAGGGAGACCUCCAAAAUUAAGCUUAGAGCAUAGAGCCAAUAAUGAAACAAAAUCACAGCAAAAACCAGAGAGCAUGGGAAUUCAAAGGCGGCCUAUAGCUAGUCAGCAAGAUAAGUCAAAAUGCUCGGAUGAAUUUUCAGUCCGGGUAAAAUUGGAAGCCACCAAGAGGAAGCUUCAGGAGGGGUACCAGCAAGCUGAAAAUGCAAAGAGGCAACGGACAAUACAGGUCAUGGAGUUGCAUGAUCUCCCUAAGCAGGGUAUGGCUCAAAGGAAUCCCCAUAUGAGACCUGGGAACCAUAACCGGUAUUGGGCAAAUGGACGGCGUUAAUUGCUCCUAUUUCAUGAACUGGAUUUCAUUACCAUGUUGUUUCCUCCAUUUUCAAAAACCAGUAAUGGAAGAGCAGCAGACCCCCUCUGGAAACUGUGAACCUCAGUACAGUGUGUACAUUGAACUACCAAUACCUACUGAACAAUUUGCUACAGACAGAAAAGACGAUCAGAGAACUUAUCCAAGAGAGCAGAUCUCUGAGACUCCUAUUAGAACCUGGAGAUAGCAUAUGGUUCCAAGAAUGUCAGAGGUAUAGUGAUAGUUAAGUGGAUUGCAGUUGACAUAGAACCUUAAUGUGCAUCUGCCCAUUUGACAAUUACCUUUGAACAGUCCUUGUUUUUUCUUCCCUUGAGUUGGAACGCUUUACAUGCAUUACUGGAUAAUAUAAAUAUAGUCGCACUGUGAAGUGCAUUUUUAUAGAGUUACCCAUAUGUAAUCAUUCUCUUAAUCCUAGCUUGAACAAUCAGUUGGGAAUUCUUCCUAGGUUGUUUGUAGGUUUCAUGUAUUUCAGGCUCCGAUGUAUCCAAUACUUACCCGGGUAUUACCAGACGGAAUUUGUAUAAACUCAGCACUCAGCGUUGGCAUCUCAUUAUGUUUGAGAUGGCUGAGAAGUUAAGGUGACUGAUCAUCAUAGAAAUCCUUGGAGUCACUUAUUGUAAUCAUAUAAUGUCUUGAAGAGAAUGAAAUAUAGUUUCAUGGCAAGGAUCACAUA